AUGCAAGCUCUCCUUUCACCAGCGCAUGUGUGGCCUGGUGGUAUCCCAUCUGCUGUCCACCUACACCCGGAUAGCGAGCUCGAUGCGGAUGAUUUGCUAGAAGAAAGUAGAGGCUGGUGCCUGUUUUUGAAGGAAACUUGGAAUCCUUCUUCUGACCCAGAGGAGGAUAGGACACAACGACGGACUCUGGUGGAGAGAUGGGCGGCUGCGGAUCAGACCUUUCGUGAUUCAUAUCAUUCACGUGCACCACUUUCAGAACUAACCGAUUUCCAUGGCUCAUCGGUUUCUAAGCGCUUUGUUUGUCUCGUGGACAAGCCCUACGAGCCUGAGAACUAUUCCCGCAUUACCAAGCUCUUGAUCCUACUGUACAUCCACCUUCAGAAUACAGUCAGUCAUCCGCUGAGCUACAACCCAGAAAUCCCUGCUCCGCAGCUCCCAGCAUGGAUGAUCGAUCCCGCCGUGAAUGAUGACUAUAGGCGACUUCUGGUUGCAGAGAACCUGCCUACGAGCUACUACCUCGAAACACCUCAUUUCGGCGGGAUGGCGAUGACCCGCGCUGGUAACGUCGUCUUUCCUCGCCUCGACGCGUACGAAUAUGUUGUGAUCGACAACCAGAGCUGCGAAGACGGGCGCCUCUGCUUGCUCAAUUUCGCCCUCAAUGGGCAAGUUGCCUACCAGGCGCGUGUACUCCCAUACCACCUGGGUCCCCUUACAUCACUCCGCUAUGGAUUGGGCCAUCUAUGGAGCGAGCUCAUGGACGAGAGACCCGAGGCAAGGCGAGCUGCCAAUAAGCCAAUUGAUCUCCAUCCGCCGCUCUUGGAGAUCAUGGCAAAGCUCAGCCAGCGGGGGGACCUGCAAUCGUUUAAUGACUACACCCCGGGGGAGUGGGCCGAGGAGUUUGAGCGAUUCGCCCCGGGGUAUUUGCAGUACGAGCAGCAGGGUCGGGUUGAUGAAUACAGCUGGGAUCAUCUGGUAGAUGUAUCAAAAGACCCAUUUGUUACCUAUAAUCAUCUUCGCAAUGCCCGACGGCUUGCUGAGUUGCAGAGACGAGGUCCUGUUUGA
Aspergillus japonicus CBS 114.51 is the source of this 1062-nucleotide messenger RNA. RefSeq lists its product as uncharacterized. NCBI's taxonomy places the organism in Eukaryota, Fungi, Ascomycota, Eurotiomycetes, Eurotiales, Aspergillaceae. The transcript has 4 exons. Bases 1 to 1062 code for a protein of 353 amino acids. The record is from RefSeq and is a predicted model, not a curated record.